AUGAAAUCAUAUGCCGAGUAAGUAUAAUUUUGAAAUAUCCAAAACCUUAGAGUUCGGUUAUUAACAUUUAGACCAAUAUACCAGCAUUCAAAAAACGUAACAGCAGAGUACGGAGAAGAUAUUCCGAUUUUGUCAUAUUCAGAAAGCUUUUGGAACAAGAAACUACUAGAGUUAUAAUACCGCCAUUACCGGGGAAGAUUUUGCUUAAUUCCAAUAAGUUUAACGACCUUAAUAUUGAGAAAAGAAGACAAGGUUUAGAAAAAUUCCUAUCGAUCGUUAGCGGGCAUCCGUUGCUACAAACAGGGUCUAAAACAUUAAUUGAAUUUAUUCAAUCCGAUAAAUGGGAGCCAAGAGGCUACUACUAA
This is a messenger RNA of Debaryomyces tyrocola, 365 nucleotides long. The record is from the annotation of a GenBank genome assembly. Lineage: Eukaryota; Fungi; Ascomycota; Pichiomycetes; Serinales; Debaryomycetaceae.